Anguilla rostrata (American eel) is the source of this 4725-nucleotide messenger RNA. Its product is annotated as homeobox protein Mohawk-like. The transcript has 7 exons. Bases 230 to 1276 code for a protein of 348 amino acids. Lineage: Eukaryota; Metazoa; Chordata; Actinopteri; Anguilliformes; Anguillidae. Gene Ontology annotation, cellular component: nucleus. Gene Ontology annotation, molecular function: RNA polymerase II cis-regulatory region sequence-specific DNA binding; DNA-binding transcription factor activity, RNA polymerase II-specific. The record is from RefSeq and is a predicted model, not a curated record. Gene Ontology annotation, biological process: regulation of transcription by RNA polymerase II; cell development; muscle organ development.
AAUAAAGCAACCAGGCUUCUGUGGAUUCUGUGAUAUGAGCUCAGGAACCUUUAAAGGGGAACAUGUGAGCAGGGAAUGGAAAUCGGAGAGAGAGAUAUAUCAGUAGAGAGAGACGCAGGAGGGGCGCUAUACAGGGAAGUAACCAGGACUACCUUGGGCGGCUUUCAGUAACACGCCGAUUCCUGAAGACGUUCGCACAGGAGCGAUAUAGGAGGAAACCUUACCAAAGAUGAACACGAUAGUUUUCAGCAAAUUAAGCAACCAAGUCCUUAUCGAAGAAAAUGCGAAAGAGGUGGAAAGGAGCAGUAUAAACUAUUUAGAAGUGCUUGAUCGGCAGCAUCCAGAUAUUCUGUCAAGCAACCAGCCAAUCAAAGAGAGCUCUCCAAUCAGGCAUAGGAAGCCCGGGUCUCGGCAGAGCGGUGGUAAGGUUCGGCACAAGCGGCAGGCUCUCCAGGACAUGGCCAGGCCUCUGAAGCAGUGGCUGUACAAGCACAGGGACAACCCCUACCCCACCAAAACCGAGAAGAUCCUGCUGGCCCUCGGCUCACAGAUGACCCUGGUUCAGGUGUCCAACUGGUUCGCCAACGCCAGGCGGAGACUGAAGAACACGGUGCGUCAGCCGGACCUGAGCUGGGCCCUGAGGAUCAAGCUCUACAACAAGUACGUCCAGGGGAACGCGGAGAGGCUCAGUGUCAGCAGCGACGACUCCUGCUCAGAAGAGGUGGAGAACCCCCUGCGCCCCGAGGCGGGACCCGCCGAAUUCAGCAAGCCCAUGUACCAGAGCGUGAUCCGAAAGGAGGGCGUGGUCAUCGGGGCGGGGCUGCGGGCCGACGCCUCCCUGGGCGAGGACUACGCCUGUUCCCCGCCGCCCAAGUACAAGAGCAGCCUGCUGCACCGGUACCUCAACGACUCGCUGCGCCACGUCAUGGCGGCCAACGGCGUCACGGACUCGCGCAAGCGCAACCACUCCGGGUCCUUCAGCUCCAACGAGUACGACGAGGAGCUCCUCUCGCCCUCGUCCUCGGAGACCGAGGCCAACUUCGUCUACCGCGCCGAGACUGUGGACCACGGAUCAAGAAAAUGUGACAUCUCGCAGAAGGAAAAGGGGCGGGGCAAGGACGAGACGUACUGGAAGGAGAUCAACGCGGCCAUGGCCUUGACCAACCUCGCCCAGGGAAAGGACGGCGAGUCGGGGACCACCAGCUGCAUCAUCCAGAAGUCCUCCCAUAUAUCAGAAAUAAAGACCGUCAAAGUGCCCCUGGCGCAGAAGUAUUAGCUCGUAUCUCUGCGACAGUCACAACAUUCCUUUUGGAGGCUUUUAGCAUCUUAACAUUUUUUUUUUUUUUUCUGGAUUGUUUGGCAAAACAUUUCUUUUUCUCAAGCUCUCUCUCUCUUUUUUUUACCCACGCAUUGAGAAACUAUCGGUUUUUGUAAUAACUAUUAAUGUUAUAAUUGCAUUAUGCUGAAUGAAGACACUUUUUUUAUAAUGUUAACUUAUUUGAUAAAUCAGACAUUUUUUUCUAAUCUGAAAAUUGUAUUUUUCUUUACCGACGUGCCUUUUCACCUGAGAAGUACAGUCCAUGACUGAGACAUAACUGUUGUUUGAAGUUAUAUUUCUAAAAAAAAAUGAUUUCAGUAUUACUUUUUUCAAUUUUCUGACACUAUUUUUGAAAGACUCUUGAAGCGACAAUUCCUAAUGCAAAGACCCAAGAAAUUCACCGAAGCCUCAAACGUCACCCCGGUUCAUGUGAGGCGUGUGGCUGUUUUCUUAUUUUCACUGAAUAUCCAACAUUAUCUCCAACAUCAAUUCAUCUUUGAAGUGAAAUAUUUUUAAAAAAUUGUCUCAGACACAAGAAAAAGAACAACACUGCCGUAAAUUUGUGGUUGAAAGGAAAGACCUCUUUCAGAACAGGUGAGGACCUCUGAACCACUGUAAUUUUGCCCGCUGGAGUGUUACUCAUUUUCGAAUGAGGUAUUGCCCAAGCUUGUUAUUCGGCACAUGGGUUUGUGCCUUAUUAUUCCUCCUUAUUAUAUGGGUUUUUUUUUUUUUUGUAAAAGCAUGUCCUUUUUGGCGAAACGUUUAAAGACGAGGCAAAACCGCGUUGCUGGAGGACCGAAUGGCGGUUACCUCUAAACAAAGUCAUGUGAAUGGUUUCCUGCACGGUUAUUAUUCCCGAGGGUCAUCAUUCAUUUACAGCCCUGUUGUUUUCUUCAACGGUUUUUUUCAUUCUGUGUUUUCAUUGGCCACGAGGUGCGGAAAAGAGCUGCUCGAGUGCCACCUCUUUCACCGCCCUGGACGAAACGCUGUUACACGCACCCAUCACAACUUGCUUGGAGGUAGAUUUGGACUGCAUGGGAAAAAAAGUGGUGGUGAUUGUAGUAUGCAUCCAGGUUUUUGGAUAGAGAAGAAAGUGGCCAGAUUGUAUGUGGGUUCAUAGGAUUAUGAGCUUUGGAGGGGGGGGACUUUGACAUUUGUGAGUGGAACUUUGGCAUUUGUGGGACUUUGGCAUUUGGGAGUGGGUAUCUUUGCAUUUGUGAAUGAGUACUUUGGCAUUUGUGAGUGAGACUUCUUUGUAUUUGGGAGUGGGUAUCUGGCAUUUGUGAGUGGGUACUUUGGCAUUUGUGGGACUUUGGAAUUUGUGAGUGGGUAUCUUUGCAUUUGUGAGUGGGUAUCUGGCAUUUGUGAAUGGGUAUCUUUGCAUUUGUGAGAGGGUAUUUAUUUACAUUUGUGAGUGGGUCAUCUUUGCAUUUGGGAGCACAAUAUUUUGUCCUGUUCCAUAUGAAAAUGCAAUGUUCCCCCUUUUAGCAGUCCAUUGCAGUCACAGAACACACUAGAGCUAUAAGUAUUGAUGUGGCAGUAUACCACCCAACAGCGCUACUAAAUGGCUGUAGCCAGCAGAAUACCAUCCCAAACCUAAGUCUUGUAUUUGGCUGAGGAAUGCUGGUCCGUUGCCUUUUCCCUGGAAGGGCCCACUGCCACCGAUAAAGACUGCUGUAAUAAAGUGCGGCUGGCAAGUUUAUGCAGUAAUUUGAACGGCAAAUUUCGGCAAGUGUUGACGUUUUGUCUUGUAAACAGCAUUUUUCAUGAAAUCCAGAUAACACCCAAUUCAUGCUUUGUAGGCAAAGAUAAAGUAAAAUUCACUAUUACAAAUAUCAGGAACAAUACAGUGUAGAAUGAAUGAAUACUGGCCACAUAUUUAACGGAGGUGAAGAGAAAUGUUUUUUUGUUUCUUUUUUAAAGAAAAUAUUGAGAUUUUUCCAUUUAUUUGACUGAUCAAUAGCCCUUUGAGAAUAAUAUUAAGGGUGAAGAAUUAGCUUUUUUAUUGUUAUGUUUUGCAAACUGUAAAUAUGUGUUUAGUGUUUUGGGGUCUUGUUUUGCUCUUGCAAUUUGCGUUUUUCUGCCGUUUUCGCAAUCGGCGUUCGCCAUUUGCUCAAAUAAAUCCACACAGACUGUCCUGAGUCCCCGUUGAAUUUCUGCGCUCUGGCGACUGUUGGUUCUUUUUCCAGCGCACUGAAAUGUGAAACGGGCAGCUAGUAAAUAUGCACCUGUGCGGGAAGAGUCGCCUGAAAUGACUCCUCGCGGUGAACCCCGGCCAGCACAUGCCCGUGGGUCCCCUGAUAUGACGGGGGGGUCCUGUUUUGUCUGAGCUCACCACAGUGACGUUAAAUCGUACACUGUUGUGUCUUGGCCUGCGGGAUAUCGACAUUCAUAAAUAUGAGAAAUAACUGGAAACACAGAGAUAGGUUAGCACAGCAGUGCUGUAUUCAUGCAUGCAGGCACACACACACACAUGCACGCACACACACACUAGAUUAAAUGAAUAACUAAAAUUGAUUGGCAGCUUUAUUAUACUUGUUAAUACUUUCAGCCCUGCCUCUCCGUCUUAGACAUUGUUUCCAGAAUUGAAAUUUCUGUUUCUGUUUCUUCUGAAAAAGUUUUUUUUUUAUUUUUUUUUUUAAGCUAUAAAGGCUCUGGUAAUUAGCUCUGAUACUUAAAAACGUCACAUCGACUGGAUAAGACAAAGAGGACAGAAAGUUUUUUGAUUGUUUUUUUUAUAAAGAGCGACAGUUUAUGCUAACGAAUGCGGCUACUGCAGUGUGGCUUCUGUUCAGAGCAAGGUGUUCACCGCACAGGAUAAAGGGACACGUCCUAAUCUGUUUGACAUACUGAAGUUCAGCUGUCUGGAGUUUUUCUGUUGGUGUCUACAACAGGCCAGAGAGACGUUUACACAUUUGAUUUGAUUUGUCAUACGUACCAGUAUUACCUGUCAGCCAGCACGUUUUCAAGGCUUUUUGUGUAUGUCAGUGUGUCAUCAUUAUGUCAAGUGUUUUGCCAUGUCACAUUAAUCACUGUUCUUUGUGGUUGUUUUUUUUUUACUCAAGAACCUGUCCAUGCUAUUAAAAGGUUGUGUAAAUAUUGCAUCACUACAGUUCUAAUAAAUGGCAAGAGAAAAUCAAAUAUGACUGUAUGAACAAGUUGGAUCACUAGUUUUUUUUUUUUUCUCUUUUAAUCUCUCAAUGAUACAAUUUGUUUGUCAGAAGUUACCACUUCUGUUCCGUCCUUGACAGACAAGGUACACAAUGCUUGAAUUGUGAAGUGGCUCAUGUACAUAUUUUAAAAUUUAAGAUUCUGCACACUUUUAUAUUUAGUCUCAUGUUUGCCUUAAUGGGAAUAUGUGGAUAUGUAUUAAAAGCACUCACAACGCUCCAUUUUAGAACAUUGAA